Messenger RNA from Necator americanus (New World hookworm), 210 nucleotides. RefSeq lists its product as uncharacterized. The transcript is spliced from 2 exons. The coding region runs from base 1 to 210 and encodes 69 amino acids. Lineage: Eukaryota; Metazoa; Nematoda; Chromadorea; Rhabditida; Ancylostomatidae. The record is from RefSeq and is a predicted model, not a curated record.
AUGGAGUGCACGUCGUUGACCGUUCCCUUCCCGACCACGCAUUCCACUUCAAAUGAGAAUCAUUUGACGUCUAUGAACACAAAUACGGUGCUAAUUUAUGGACCCUUGGGGAAUGUGAAGGCUUGGAUCGUUAUAGGACGGAUCCGAACCAUCAACCGUGCAGCCUAUCCUCUUACCUAUUGUGCUAGACUCUUUCCACUAAAGAAAUGA